AUGGCAGCAGCAGCAGCUACUCAAAGCAUGCCUGCAGUCCCCUCCUACCAGCGUGUGGAGCCAGGAUCAGUCAACAUCCCCGUCGCCGAUCUCUCAGCCAUCGAGGCAUCCAAGCCAGAAGACGAAGAUGUCGACAGAACCACCGAAGAAUGGGUAUCCUCCUUCAAAAAGUCAAUCCAAAGUCCCAGUCUCGCUGGUCUCGAAGAGCUCUUCCUGCCAGAGGCUCACUGGCGCGACCAUCUCUGCCUCUCAUGGGAUUAUCACACUUUCAAAGGUCCUGAGCAAGCAAAGGCCUUCUUGAAGAAGGGAUGCAGAUUAAAAAGCGUAGCCGUCGACAGGACCACUGCUUUCAGAUCUCCCACUGCCACCGUGUUUGGUGGCAAGGGACAGAUCCCAGGUAUCCAGACUUUCUUGAAAGUCGAGUCGGACGUUGGACGAGGCCUUGGUGUUGCAAGAUUGGUGCAGCAGGGUAGCAAGUUGAAGGCUUUAUCCCUCUUCACCUCCAUGCGGGAGCUACAGGGUCAUGAAGAGGCUAUCUUCAGUCGUCGCCCAGAGGGUGUUGCGCAUGGAGGCCAGCCCGGAAGGAAGAACUGGGCUGAGCGUCGCACUAGCGAGGAAAAUUUCGAAGACAGCGACCCCACUGUCCUGAUCCUUGGCGCUGGUCAAGGUGGUCUUACCUCAGCGGCUCGUUUGAAGAUGCUUGGCAUCAAAGCUCUCAUAAUGGACCAAAAUCCCCGGAUUGGAGAUAACUGGCGUAAUCGAUACCAUCAGCUUGUUCUUCACGAUCCAGUUUGGUACGACCAUAUGCCAUAUGUCGAUUUCCCACCUCAUUGGCCAAUAUUCACACCAAAAGACAAACUGGCCGAAUUUUUCGAGAUUUAUGCCAAAUUGAUAGAGCUGAACGUCUGGACAUCAACUACGAUCAAAGAGAGCAAGUGGGACGCAUCGAAGAAGCAAUGGAGCAUCCUUGUUGAGCGUGAGAAACAGUCUGGCAUUAUGGAAACCAGAGUCCUCCACCCCAAUCACAUCAUCCAAGCCACUGGUCACUCUGGCGAGAUGAACUUCCCCUCUCACAUCUCUGGAAUCUCAGACUUCAAGGGUGAUCGCCUCUGUCACUCGUCCGAGUUCACAGGCGCCAAGUUGAACGGCAAUGGAAAGAAAGCUAUCGUCGUCGGAUGCUGCAACUCUGGACACGAUAUUGCUCAAGAUUACUUUGAAAAUGGUUAUGAUGUGACCAUGGUGCAGCGAUCGUCCACUUGCGUAAUCUCAUCUGAAUCUCUCCUGAAGAUCGGACUCGCAGGACUCUACGAAGAAACAGCUCCCCCUGUCGAGGACGCAGAUGUCAUAUUCUGGUCCAUUCCUGCCUCUGUUCUCAAGAGUAUUCAUGUCGAUAUUACAGCCACGCAAAAUAAGCACGACGAGAAGCUCCUCACAGGUCUCGAGAAAGCCGGCUUCAAGCUCGACCAAGGUCCUGAUGAUGCCGGUCUGUUCAUGAAGUAUUUCCAGCGUGGAGGCGGGUACUACAUCGACGUGGGCGCUUCUCAGCUCAUCAUCGACGGCAAGAUCAAGAUCAAACAAGGCCAAGAAAUAGACGAAGUCCGAUCCCAUGGCCUCAAGUUCGCAGAUGGCUCUGAACUGCCUGCCGACGAAGUCAUCUUCGCCACCGGAUACAAGAAUAUGCGAACUAAGGCUCGAGCUAUCUUUGGAGACGAGCUGGCUGAGCAGGUCAAUGAUGUCUGGGGCUUCGAUGAAGAGGGUGAGCUGAGGACUAUAUGGAGAAAGAGUGGCCAUCCAGGGUUCUGGUUCUUCGGUGGGAAUCUUGCCCUAUGCCGGUACUGGUCGAGGAUGAUCGCUUUGCAAAUCAAGGCGUUGGAGGAGGGGAUUUGCGAGUAUGGCGAUCGUUGA
Drepanopeziza brunnea f. sp. 'multigermtubi' MB_m1 is the source of this 1905-nucleotide messenger RNA. NCBI's taxonomy places the organism in Eukaryota, Fungi, Ascomycota, Leotiomycetes, Helotiales, Drepanopezizaceae. The record is from RefSeq and is a predicted model, not a curated record.